Molecule: messenger RNA, 1307 nt
Organism: Pectinophora gossypiella (pink bollworm)
Lineage: Eukaryota; Metazoa; Arthropoda; Insecta; Lepidoptera; Gelechiidae
Exons: 5
Coding region: 141-461 (106 amino acids)
Source: RefSeq, a predicted model, not a curated record
CAGCACACCGCUUCAGUGCGUACUAAUCAACUCACGCGCAAGCCGUCAACAGCUCCUUGACGCUCCGACAACAGUCAGUCUGACCGCAGCCGUAGCCACAGUGUGCGCGCAGUGAAGUGACAGUGCAAGAACAAGCCAACAUGACCUACCUCAAAACCGCUAUUGUCGUAUGCGCGUGCAUAGCGCUGGCCGCGGCGCAAUAUGAUUUCGGAUUUGACUACUCGGACGGUUACCUAGCAACCAACUUCGGAGGGCCUAGCUACAAUAUGCUGUCCUCGGCGGCUGCGAGAGACCCUAGAGCUAACACAGGUCCGGUUGUGUUCCCCCCCUCGCCCCCCGGCGACCCGUCUCAGACCAGCGGCGUGGUGGUCGGUGCUUCUGGCUUCGGUUUCGUACCCCCCGGCUCCCAAGCUCCGUCCCUACCACGGUACUUCUACUCUGGAUAUUUCUUAAGAAGAUAGAACGGCCAUCCCAUCAUUAGCUAUGUAUAGAAAAAUAUUCGAUUUACCACUGUCUGUGUAAGUAAUAUUAUUAUGUACAAAUAAUAAUUUAAUAAAACCCGAAGUACCUUAUACUUAUAAAAGCUAAUUUAAUGUAAUGUAAAAAUAUUUUUAUGAUAAAUAUUAACUAUAUUCUGCAGUUAUAAUAUUAUUUAUAUUUAAACAAGUAGAAUUUAUUUUUGUAUGGCGAAGAAUGUAUUAUGUUAACUUUGGUAGCUCGAUCAAGAAUAUUAUUAAAUCGCAGACAAUAAAACUGUAGAAAAACUAAUUUGUGAUAAAUAUUAUUAAAAAUUUAAACAUGUGAAUGAAUGACUUAGGGGUAUUCAUAAUUAUGAAUUAUUUCAUAUUUAUGAUAAAUACUGCGCUAGUCUGGUAUGAGUGUUUUUGGCCUAAUGAGGGAUUAUCCAGGCUAUGUUCCGCAAUAAUACAGAUGGCGCUGUCGAGAUUUAAAAUAAAAAAAAGCAAAUAUACUUUAUUGCACAUCAUCAUCAGCCGUACGACGCCCACUGCUGGGCUUAGGCCUCCCCCAAGGAUCUCCACGACGAUCGGUCCUGCGCUGACCGCAUCCAGCGGCUUCCCGCGACCUUCACCAGAUCGUCGGUCCACCUUGUAGCGGGCCUACCCACUGAGCUUCGUCCGACACGUGGUCGCCAUUACAGAACCUUUCCGCCCCAUCGGCCAUCGGUUCUCCUCGCUAUGUAUCCUGCCCACUGCCACUUCAGCUGCACACAACAUACAAAACAAAUCACAAAUGGACGAAAGAUACAGCACAAUCUGGCGGCCUUAUCUAACGUGAUAUUUUACUAU